Molecule: messenger RNA, 7711 nt
Organism: Ooceraea biroi (clonal raider ant)
Lineage: Eukaryota; Metazoa; Arthropoda; Insecta; Hymenoptera; Formicidae
Biological process (GO): protein phosphorylation; positive regulation of kinase activity; cell surface receptor protein tyrosine kinase signaling pathway
Cellular component (GO): plasma membrane; signaling receptor complex
Molecular function (GO): protein binding; transmembrane receptor protein tyrosine kinase activity; ATP binding
Source: RefSeq, a predicted model, not a curated record
CAUCGUCCUUUUUGUUCUUUCAUUUCAUGCAUUUUUCAUGUAUGCAUACGAAGCGAUCAGGGACAUAAAGAAACGCAUUUGAAUGUUGCGCUGAUAAACAAUGAGUUUAGCGAAUGGCGAUGGCAUUUGCGUGAAAAGAAAAGUAGCUAAUGAUUCAACUGUUUACCCAGAAACAAGGCUUUCGCACCGAGCGUGAAACGAGUGUUUCGUUACCAAAGGAAAGGGUUUAUUCGAAUUUUUCACGUAACGUUACCGUUGGGAUAAUGUGAUAAUGUGUCGUGAGGUAUAUGCGUAUCGCGCAUUAUUUGAAACCUUGAAAAAACGAAAGGCGUAACCAAUUCGGCUGUUAGCUUUCCGAUUUGCACGCCGAGUGCGCGCGAAUCGCGCAACGGGAGACGAUACGGUAUCCAAUCACGUGUCACAGAACCGUUGCUCGCCAUAUUGGAUGGACGAGUUUCGAUGACACGCGAGUGCAUCCAUCUUGCGUUGUUGUAACGAUGGUUUAACGAGUUAUGGCGGCAACGGGCAAACGUUGUCGUUAUAGGUUAGAAACGCGGUAGUCACAGUGCUCUUUCGUCAGUUUUGAAUUGUUCUGUUGAGAGCUGUUGAGGACAUUGGCCAUGUGUUUACUUAUGUGCGUCGCUGUCGAUAAAACAUGAAAAUAACAAUCAUACAUACAUCUCGAAUUUGUAAAUAUGUGAAUCGAUGAGGUUUAAGGAGAAAAUUCGAUAAAGGAACAAAGCUACGCUCUCUAAAUUGAAAGGAAGAGAAACUUCUCUUUUUUAAACAUGCAUCAUCAAUUUUAUGACAGCGAAGAGGAAUCUGAACCGAGAAUUACACCGAAACCCGUAUCAAAGCUCGAUCACUUUGCAGUACCGACUGUACCAGAGGUGUCUUUGAUCUUUGAGAAACCCAGGACAGAAGAGCGAAAUGAUCGGAGCAUCGAUCCGUCAUCGGUAAGGCCAACGAAAACGAUAAGAUCUUUAGACGGUACCAUCAAAACGUCCACCUCACCUAGUUGGAGCAAUCACGAUUCUUUUGCCCACUGGAGAGAACAGAGUUACUGUCGAGCUGCCACCUCUACAAGUACAACGCCCAGUUCGUCGUCCCAUGCACACAAGAACGGGAUUUAUAAUCGCGUUGUCACCUGUAAUCACGCGUUGUACUCGCAGGAACAAGAUAAAACUCGCGAUAAGCAGAAAAAGUUAACAAACAGCAGAAUGGGUGGGACCUCCGAUGGAACAUCUGAGAAAAGCGUGAAAUUUCAGUGUUCCAAUGUCGACGAUCCUUACAAUGGUGAACAAAUGACUCGUUCAUCGGCUUCCAAAGGACAGCUAUCUUGUACCUCUCUGCAGAGAGCGACGCGCAGCAUCACUGAUCGUUGCGCAUCGGACAAUGUGAUCCCAGAUCGUGCAUUAAAACAAAGCGAACAUUUGCAAGCGCCGUACAGCAGAUAUCAUCCACAAUUUUGUUUGCCUGGUUACGCGAAUUAUGGCGUGGACAAUAAUGAGACGGUGAAAACUCUACUGCAGCUCGUCAACAGCCAGAGCGAACAGAUUAGAAAUUUACAACAGCAGAUAGAUAGAUUGGUAAGAAUGCAGGAAGAAAGUUUUCGGAACAAAUCGUCAUGCGCGUGCCAUUCACCGUCCCUCGUUGCGAAUCAAGUACUCGGAUAUCCAUCAAUGAAUUAUUACGACGCCACUUACACGCAACAGCCAAGGCAAGGUGCGAAAGAAGAUGUUGGAUGUGCUCCACAGAGCACGUCCGUCGUGGAGAAAGAGGAUCCAGUGACUGUAACUGUUGACGAAAGCGACAAAUUGGUUGAACCCGUGCCGUUGGAACGGCAAGCCUCGAAGAAAGCCUUUAUGGAGCAGAAAGUUUCCAUUGGCGUCAUGACGAGUUUCGAAUUUACCGUGCAAAAUAGUCCGUUCUUAAUGGAAUCUGAAGUGUAUGAGAAAAAGGAAGCUCCCCCGAGAGAGAAUAACAGCAAGGUAAACGCGAGGAACGUCAAUCUAAAUGUACAUGACGCAUCCGAGUCUGCUAAGAGGUACAAGAGUACGUUUGCGCGCAAGCCUGGAACAGCGCAACUGGAAAACAUAGUCGAGGACUCGGAGAGUCAUUUAUCGUCGAGCCAACAGCAGAGCAGCAAUUUCAAUGCAAGCUCCGUGAGGGAUUUCGACAGGCAUACUCCAAGGCAGUCGGAUUUAUAUAACGCGACGAGUGUUUUAGAAUCGUCGAAGCUGUGUCAGCGCCCAGCCAGAGAUUUCAGUCGCGAGAGGAUGUACGAAGAGGUAUGUGCGGAGAAAAUCGCUGGUGGCAGUAUGAACGGGCGAUUGCAAGAUGCAAGACAAAUCUCGGAUUAUAGUUGUAUUGGCAGUGCGAAUUAUAGUAAGGCGCCUGUCGUCAGCGAUACGGACGGCUGCAGCGCGAUAUACGGAGAAGAGGGCGAGGGUAAAGUUACCACCGACGCGCGUUCCUCCAGUCAUGCGUUCAAUCUCCAUUCAUCUGCGACAGAUUGUUACCAAGGUCACAAGACUAAAGAACAUUGUGCCAAAGAACUUAAAGACGUAGGUGACAGCAUGAUACUGAGUGGUGGUGAUCUUGGAGUGCUCGAGAGGCCUCCUCCGACGCCAGAACCGAGUAUUCACGUUGAGAUGCAGGAGUAUACGAGCGAUGACGAGAGUGACAGAUUGAAACGUACUUCCAAGCUUGGCUGGACUUUUUAUAAUAACGUUUUGGGACAAGUCAAUGACAUUUUACAGAACUCUAGUAUUAUAAAGGACAAGGAUGAAAAUAACGCGAAAGUAGGUCACAGAGUCGAGCAGGAAAAUGACGUGGAGGCUAAAACGGCGUUGGACACUGUUAGGGUGGCCACUUUGGAACAACUUCGGAGACUGGGGAUUAGUCUGACUGAAAACAAUGAACAUAGGGAGCCGAACGGUAACAACAAGACGUUGGACUUUGAUUCGUCAUUUUAUCCCCGUUUGGACCGUCAAGCCAAUAUGAUACACGCCUCGAGCGUCGUAAACGACACCAAUACGAGCAUGCAUAUGAAGGCGUUGGCAUUAAAGUAUCUGAGUGACGAACAGUUGGCGGAUAUAGCGUUGCACAAGCAAGAAUCGUCCUCGUUGAAGCAUGUUUUGCUGAGCAACAUGGAAGGCACCAACAUGUCGUUUGCUACGAUGCGUUACUUGGAGAGAUAUCAGCUGUUGCCAGGAAAGAACAAUGUUCAAGGGGACGGUGCUGAUCGGGUGCAUGGCGAGGUACCACUUAAAGUGGAUUUCAAACCGGCUGUCGGGAAGAAUGGUCCUGCGCUGCGUCGAUUCCCUUUUGUACAGACACCCGGGACCAAUUUAAGGGUGUGUAUACAUCGCUACGUAACAGCUGUGAUCCGGUUGGUACAGAUCGUCGUGUUUCAGGAGUCCUGCCGAGAUCACUGUCCGCAACCGACCGAUCAAUUUAAACCUUAUCCGAGGAUAAAGGAGGAUGCUGGCGCAAACGUGACUUUACAUUGCAAAGGGGUGAAUAUGCUAAUAAUUAAACACAAUCCUGGUAUCUACGUCAUCGAACAAGGUACCAACGUUGAUACCUGGGGCGCAGCAACAGUGAGUAACGGCGGAUUAUCGACAUUCUCAAAUUUGACGGCAGACACCCUUUAUCGUUAUCGUUUGUACAGAAUAACGCAGCACGGCGUUUCAUCGGCCGAAACGUCGGAAUGGUUCUCCACCUUUGCAGUCGAUUAUCAGCCACGUAAAGUCGAACGUGUUUCACUUGGAAACGUCAAAGAAGAAAGUACAAAUGUAUGCAAACUACGGGCGGAAAUUAUUUUUGAGCCCGCUGAAGAUCGAAGCUGUAACUACGAUGUAUUAUCUUGGUCAGGGGAACAUAAUUUGGUGAAUUUUCAUUUAAAAAUGUCUUCAGAUUUCCGCUUCUUUCUCAGACACUUACGAUAUGAUGAAAACAACACCGUAUCAAUCACGUCGGCCAAUGACGACAAUGACUCCAAAGUCAGUAAUACAACGACGUUUACCUUUGUCACUCCAUCUUGCUUGGAAAUGCAUCGCAAUCUAAGUAUCUGCGCGCCCGAGAAGGUAAGAGGUUUGCGAGUGGAGCUUACUCAAAAGCGCAAAGGAUCGUACGACGUUGCAGUUGGUUGGAAUAGACCGACCUUACAACCGGACAAUUACACGUUACAGAUUGACUCGCUUCAAUCCGAACCGCGCCUACUGGUCGUGCCUGGAGAUGCGAUCGAAGCCUUCUUUUCGAACGUCAACGUAGGCCCGCGCUACGAAAUUGGCAUUGUGGCGGAAUCGGUGGGCGGUGUAAGCUUACAAUCGACCGUAUCGGCAAACAUUGACAAAGCAGCAGCGAAACAAACUACGAGCUCAUCUUAUCACGAGAUCAUCGUAGCAUUACCGACAUUAAUGAUUAUCGCGGCAGUGUUUGGGGUGAUUUGUCUGCAGCAUCGCAACAGAAAGACCAGGCAGGUCAAUAUGGAGUAUAUGCAUUUUGAGGAUUCUACUUCAGAUUCCCUGAAGAAACCUUUAAAGCGAGAUUAUACGGCCGAGAAUGCCGAAACUCUCUUGCCGCAUGAUAAAUUUCAACUUUGUCCUGAACAAUUGAAACUUAAGGGUAUAUUGGGCAGUGGAGCAUACGGUAUUGUCAGACUUGCCUCGUUGCAAGAUGAGUUUGGCACCGUAACGGACGUAGCCGUUAAAAUGAUGAAAGAUGAUCCAACCGUAGAAGAUAUAAAAAACUUUCAUCAGGAAAUUUCCAUGAUGAAAUCUGCUGGCCAGCAUCCGAAUAUAGUGUCUCUAAUCGGAUACUGCACUCUGUACAAUAAACCCUUACUAGUGGUGGAGUAUUGUAGCAAGGGAGACUUGCAAACGUACUUGAGAACGAUUUGGCAAAAUUUGGUAAACGCAGUAUUUGAGCGCAGGACUCGCGUAAUGUUCGAUCCAGGAUCUUUUGCCGGUGUAGGCAGAAAUGAAGGAGAAAGCGAGUCUUAUGGGAAAAACGCGCACAUAAUCGCGAAUCGUCUGUAUGACAUUCAACAAGAGGUAAUAAAAUACACUUGUGAAAAUGUGACUUCCGCCGAUUUAUUGAAUUUUGCUAGACAAGUAGCUACAGGAAUGGAGUUUUUGUCCUCUAACCGAAUCGUGCAUCGUGACUUGGCUGCUCGUAACGUGCUGGUACGACCGGACAGAGUGGUGAAAAUUUCCGAUUUUGGUCUCAGCCGCGAUAUCUACCAGGAAAACGUUUACCGCAAGAAAGGAAACGGUAAACUGCCUUUAAAAUGGAUGGCAAUCGAGGCCUUGACUCAUCAAAUAUACACUACUUAUAGCGACGUCUGGGCCUUUGGCAUCUUGCUGUGGGAGAUAGUCACUCUGGGUGCAAUGCCGUAUCCUGGUACUCCGACCAAUCGAAUUUUGCAGCUCCUCAAAUCCGGAUACCGGAUGGAGAGACCAACAAAUUGCAGUCGGGAAUUGUACAGUAUAAUGUAUUCGUGUUGGAAUCAGAGACCUCAGAGCAGGCCUACUUUCGCCGAAUUGAGACAGAGCUUGGACAAAUUGCUCAGCAAUUAUUCGGAAAACAAAUACCUGAAUCUGUGCGAGGUUUUGCAAGAAUCAGAAUCCGACGAAAUCGACAUCGAUUAACACACACGUUGGCACAUCUUCCCAGAAAGAAUCUAAAACUAAUCCCGACAGAUCGAAUCUUGUCAAGUUCACAGAACUUGUACCAUGUGCAAAAUCGUUUAUUUUCUAAUCAUACAUGUAAUAAUUCGUGGUAUAAUACCUUCUCUAUACAUAUGCGUGUGUAUAUACAAUACGUUAAUCGUACAUUUUUUCAAGACUCUCUCAAUGAUAGGUAUACACAUCAACUUGAAGCUCUUUCCUUUACUCUUUAUCAGGAGGUAUGCUGCACCGUGUCGCGUGAUAUUUCCAACUGAUUUGGCAUAUACGCUCGAUUUUCCUCAUCAUCCACGUUUCUUCUAGGAAAGGCAACAUUGACGAGCCGUAUACGUGUAGCGUUACAAAAUUUCGAAAGGCAAAUCCACCCAAUUUGUAGCUUCUCUAUUCUUUGGCGUAUAAAUUUGGCGAAUCUCCCUAAGCGCGAACCGACUCGGCAAUCUUGCAAAACUGACGGGACAAAUAAGAGAGCAUACAAUUGACGGUAAGGAAAAGCAAGGAAAGAGCAACAACAACUUGCGCAUCCGUAUUGUGACAUUUAAAACUAUUCGAUGUAGUAAUUUCAAUGUCAAUUUGCUAUAGCGGUAGUAUGCACGUACCGAUUGGGAAUAUUAGCGAUUGAUAUGAGAAAGAGGUACUUGGCCCAGACAACGCAAACGUCUGGACAUCCCAGUAAAGACGUAAAGUCCAAAAGAUGUAGCGUAUCAGACGGUUCUUUAGACUCGAUCCUUUAUAAACGUCUUGUGGACUUUUCCAUUGUUUGAGUCUCUAUUAAUAGGUAUUACGUCACUGACGAGUCUCUCCUGUAAUAAUAUCACCACGUGUCGUCGCUACUUGCACAAAUCGUGGCUUCCUGACAAUUUAUAUACGAAAUGCGCAAGUAACGAGAACACGUACGACAUCCUUUCGAUAUAAUACUACUGAACGUGUGCGUGUGUACGAGCUUAGAAAUAUCCAACUAUCGAAUAAUCAGUUUGACAAUAAAAAUCCUGCAACGUUGACGAUUUCCAUCGUGUCGUGAGAGUAUCGUGUCGCGCACGUAAUUGGAUAAUGGUUUAAAAAGGUCAUAGAAAAAUUGACGCGCAUUAUAUAACUGUAUGUAUAGUGAUAUAUAAAUAGUAUAUUCUUUUCAAUAUUAAAGUAUACAGCACUGUAUCUUUCAAGGUAACAAACAGCAAGCGCGGACAUCAUCUCAAAACCCAAGAUGCGUUUCAACUGCGAUAAUUAGCGAACACGCAGCCGGGACAAAGUGUUUUGAUAUUUAAAGAUAUACGACGGAUAUAUAUCUUCUCAAAGUAAAAUAUAUAUAAAUAUUACAUCAUAUACAAAUGAGAUACGAAUCAACGUAACUACAUUAUUCGGGUAAAUGGAACUCUUCAUUCUCUGAUAUAAUGUAAAUUUCAUAAAUUAUCCAUCACUAGCUUUUGAUCGCACGAAUUGCGACAACGAAUAAAUAUAUAGAGGGAUUCUUCAAUCACGAUCUUAACUUAACAACUCGUAUAGAUGUUUUUUUUGUCCGUUGAACAGAAACGCGCUCUAACCCUUCGUAUAAGUACAUUUUGUAUUUCUGAUCGAUUGGAAUGUGGCCGUCGAAAAUGUGCUUUUGCAGCAACCGGGACUUGGAACAUGCCAGUAUCUUUCGUUAUGUAUCCAUCACGAUUAACAUGCUAUCACAGAGAGAAAGUUGUCGCGUUUACCACUUAUGAAUGCCUGUUGGAUGGUUUUUCUUCCUUUCUUUCUUUUUCCUCCUUUUGUUUUUCUUUUUCUUUUUCUUUUUUUUUGAUUUUACUGCACAUUAUUACGUGAAUCUUACGCACAGUCUCGUAGAGAAUGUUUACGUGCUCUGUAAACUCAUGAUUAAUUUCGUUAAAAAGGAAACGUCUUAAAUCAAAAGUAAAAGUACUAUUCCAUACUAUAUAUGGGUAUGUUUCCAAAGAUAUGCGGGUUUGUAUAUAAUUGAGUGUCUGUAUAUUCGUUUAUGGUAACAGUCUUGGAUUUUCGAUAAAAAAAAAGAAGAAAAA